AUGUCCGCAAACGGGGCGCAACAUGAUUCCCGCUCGAACGAGGAUCCAGGCGAAGUAUGGCGACGCCGCUACUCUAUGGGACGAGAGGACAACGAGGACACACUAUGGGACCAGCUAUCAGUACGGCAGUACAGGAUGCUGAACCCGUGGGAAUACAUCGACUUUGAUUGGAUGCCCGCCGCUGGGUAUCCACCGCUCGUGCUGUUUGGUGCUUCCGAUGAGACCUGCGAGGUCAAAUGCGCGCUUGCACAUGUCAUCUGGGACGAGGACGUUACAACCCGUACACCGGACGAUGUACAACGUCUCGAGGACGUAACUGCCGAUACGCCUUCAACUCCCCUGGCUCCAGCCAUUGGACAAUUCUCUUUCAAAGCAGUGCCCGGGCUGAAAGAAUGGGCGCUGGCCGACGAUGGCAGCGGCGACGACAAGAUGACUUGGGACCGGUAUUGUUUCCACCGCGUCGAUUACAACAAGUGUAACCGCGACGUCGUCGAGUUCGAGAAGAGGAUUGGAAAGGAUCUAGUCGAGUGUGGAGGCCAGAAGUGGGCGACGCUUGCCCAAGACAGGAGAUGGGACUGGCUUAGGGACGCACACGAACGGAGGGAGAAGCUUAGAGUCGGUCAGACGCCGAAGAAAGUGAAGAAAGAGGACUGGUAG
Messenger RNA from Trichosporon asahii var. asahii CBS 2479, 657 nucleotides. RefSeq lists its product as uncharacterized. The record is from RefSeq and is a predicted model, not a curated record. Bases 1 to 657 code for a protein of 218 amino acids. The transcript has a single exon. Lineage: Eukaryota; Fungi; Basidiomycota; Tremellomycetes; Trichosporonales; Trichosporonaceae.